This is a messenger RNA of Stylophora pistillata, 1173 nucleotides long. RefSeq lists its product as uncharacterized. The record is from RefSeq and is a predicted model, not a curated record. Lineage: Eukaryota; Metazoa; Cnidaria; Anthozoa; Scleractinia; Pocilloporidae.
UCUUUGUACACACGAAAUGAGAAAAAUCCGUUGUGCUACAUUAAUAUACAUGGAUGACGAAGAGUUAGAAAGGCGUGCCCAACAAGAACUUUUGCAGGAGGCAAAAAGAGCAAAAUCAAGGGCAGAAGAAGUAGGACCUGUGGGAUGGCAGAGAUGCCCUCUUCCAGCAACAAACAAGAGGUUUCUUCACAAUGUAUUAGCAAGUACACUUGAACCAAGGAAAAAGAAAUCCAGAAAAACAGAAAGCUUUGAAACCAAGAAAAAAAUAAAAAGUUGGGAGCCAGUGCACAAGGAAAGAUAUGAAAAAAGACCUAGCAAGGACAACAAAACACCUAGCAAAGAAGGACGCAAACCCAACAGACAAAAUUCAAAUAAAAAACAUUUCAACUCACGAGAAAAUGAAAACCUGCAUGCUUAAGUGUUGUGUCACAAACUAGUGCAUUCAACUUCCUUGCUUAGCUUUCACUCUGUGAUCAUUUCAGGUGGAAUAAAUGCUCUUUACCAAAUAAUUAAAAGCACCCAGCUUCAAGCCAGCCACCUGCUUUGAAUCAGUACAAAAACUUGUUUAAUGUGCUCUUGAUAAGUGCCAUGCUCAAGGAAGAACAGAAUGCUUAAUUUAACUAUAGUAAUUACAUUACAUUAGCAUGGUAGUAGUACAGAAAAAGUGAACAAUUUUUUUUGACACAGACAUUUUGGCUCCUUAUUUAAAGUUGUUUGGAAAAUUUGUGUUACUUGGUUAUUGAUUUGACACAGAGACAAAUUGAUGCAUUAAUUGUUAGUAGGAAAUUACUUUUUUUUUUCUACCUUCUCUGAAGAAACUAAACACUAAAGAAAAUUAAAGUUAAAGUAAAGAACACUUACUAUCAAAUAUUAUGUUAUUCUUACUAUUAUCAUUCAAUCACACCAUUUACUAAAACAUCUCUAGUAAACCCAAGUUACAAUGAAAAAAAUUUGUUGCCAAGCGAAACAGAACCUGACUUUUGGGUAUGGCAAUGACCAAGUCAUCCUUGGUGCCUUAUGGGCUGGGAAGAAUUGAGGACCUGAUGGUCCAGUGCAAGAAGUGGGUACUGCAAUCUUAAAAUAAAUAAUUAAAUUAUUGACUCAGUGAGGCUCACUGUAUUGAACAAUUGACAUCAUUAAAAAUAACUUUGUAUUAAAAUUUUUGAAACAAAA